GGCACCUCACGUGCACAGUGUGUAGCCUUUUGAGUUUUUUUUCCUUUCCCCACAAAAGAGCUCGUAGUUACCAUAAUGCCUCGGCGAGGCCACUGCCAAGACAGAAUGGGGGAAAGCUUAUUGUUUAUGGCCUGUACUUCGUUUAAUACAAUAAUGAUGAUAAUGCUUGGGGAGCCUCACGUGGAAGUCUGGUGAUAUCCAUUAGUGAGAGAAAGAUGCUCUAAACUAAAUAUUAGAAGCCACUUGGAUAUAAAAGACUUAUUAUUACAGCUAAAUACACAUCAAGAGAAGCUGAAAACAUGAUCGCUAGUCAUGAGAUUCUCUGGUGUGUCCGGGCAGUGUUAUGUUAGUAGGAUGUGUUUUCUGACGUGGCUCUGUGCGGAGGGCACAGGGGCUCUUUGUCUCUUGGGAAUCAUGUGAGGUGGUUUUAUUUAAAGUAAGCCUGUGGCUUGCUUUGUGGCUUAUGCUUAAGUCCUCUCUGGAUCAGGAAAGAACCUACCUCAGGAGCAAGAUUUGGAGCUGAAGGAGUGGGAUGCAUCCAGUGCUAAAGGCCUUUGUGUGCGGUUCCAUCAGUGGGACCUGCUCCACCCUUCUCUUCCAGCCCCUAGAUCUUCUUAAAACCCGGCUGCAGACCCUGCAGCCUUCAAUCAAUGGGUCAGGUCAUGUUGGGAUGGUAGCUUUGUUCAUUAGGGUUGUUCGCACUGAAAGCCUCCUAGGGCUUUGGAAAGGGGUCUCACCAUCCUUCGCAAGAUGCAUCCCUGGGGUCGGGAUUUACUUCAGCACCUUGUACAAGAUGAAGCAGUACUUUCUCUCAGACCGGUCCCCCACAGCCCUAGAGUCUGUCUUUCUGGGUGUUAGCUCCCGUACAGUAGCAGGGGUUUGCAUGUUGCCCAUAACCGUGGUGAAGACACGAUAUGAGAGUGGGAAGUAUGGCUAUGAGAGUGUGUAUGGAGCCUUGAGGAAUAUCUAUCGGACAGAAGGGGCCCGGGGCUUGUUCUGUGGGCUGACUGCAACGCUCCUGCGUGAUGCACCCUUUUCCGGCAUCUAUUUGAUGUUCUACACCCAGACCAAAAAAGUUAUACCUCAGGACCAGUUUGAUCCAGCACUCACCCCCUUAGUGAACUUCAGCUGUGGAAUCUUUGCUGGAAUCCUGGCUUCAUUGGUGACACAGCCUGCUGAUGUAAUCAAAACCCACAUGCAGCUGACACCUGAAAAGUACCGCUGGACGGGGCAGGCCAUUGCCUUAAUCUUCAAGGACUAUGGACUGGUUGGCUUUUUCCGUGGCGGCGUCCCCCGUGCCCUGCGGCGCACUCUGAUGGCAGCGAUGGCAUGGACUUUAUAUGAGCAGAUGAUGGCAAAAAUGGGGCUGAAAUCCUGAAGGACUUGUAGUGGAGGAGACCAGCCUAAGCCCUUCUCCUGCUCACCUGGAUCAGCUGGUGAGAUGUGAUUUCCCAGUUCUGUGCGGGUGGAUCUUUGUUCCACAGUGGUAGAGUGAUAACGAUUUCUGAUCCAGGGGACUAGGCUGCAAAACUUGCCCUCUCUGACACAAAUGCAAGUAGCAGAGAGAAGGUUUUGACUUUGCAUCGUCAGAGUAAAGCAUUCCAGGAGGACCGUAUCAUUCAACUUCCUUGGAAGAUGGGAGGGUUUCAGUGUCCUACGAACUACAUGGUUACGGUAAAGACCGUUGAAAGAAACUCCUUCAGAAUAGUCCUAUGUGCCCUGAGAAGC
Molecule: messenger RNA, 1728 nt
Organism: Mauremys mutica (yellowpond turtle)
Lineage: Eukaryota; Metazoa; Chordata; Testudines; Geoemydidae
Product: mitochondrial glycine transporter-like
Exons: 7
Coding region: 533-1378 (281 amino acids)
Biological process (GO): glycine import into mitochondrion
Cellular component (GO): mitochondrion; mitochondrial inner membrane
Molecular function (GO): glycine transmembrane transporter activity
Source: RefSeq, a predicted model, not a curated record